Nicotiana tabacum (common tobacco) is the source of this 1065-nucleotide messenger RNA. The record is from RefSeq and is a predicted model, not a curated record. Lineage: Eukaryota; Viridiplantae; Streptophyta; Magnoliopsida; Solanales; Solanaceae.
UUUCAUCAAAAUCGUCUCAAAAAUUGUUGCAAUUCUUGUUACCAUUGUUGACUUGUUAAUGUACGGUAUAUAGGUGGAAUUCGACUGAAAUGUGGGAGAAAUUAAGAGGGAAAAGACUAAUGUUUGUAGGCGAUUCACUGAAUAGAGGACAAUGGUUAUCGAUGGUAUGUCUAAUGCAAUCUGUUAUUCCGGCUGAGAAGCAGUUCAUGACACAACAAGAUCACCUCACCAGUUUUAGAGCAGAGGAAUACAAUGCCAGCAUAGAGUUCCUUUGGGCACCAUUUCUUGUCGAAUCAAAUUCUGAUGAGCCAAUGGGUCACAGAUUGCCUGAGAAAAUACUGCGUCCUGACUCAAAUCUUAGGCAUUCAUCGCGUUGGAUUCAUGCUGAUAUAUUGGUCUUUAAUUCAUAUAUUUGGUGGAGAAAGGGCUCUGUUAAGCUAUUAUGGAGCUCAGAAGAAAAUGGAGUUUGCGAAGAAAUAGAUGGAUUGAGCGGCAUGGAGUUGGCCAUGGACGCCUGGGCCAAUUGGGUAGAAUCCAAUGUUGAUCCCAUGAAGAAGGUCUUUUUCGUUACGAUGUCUCCUACACAUUUAUUGAAACAAGAAUGGGAACCAGGAAAAAGAGGAAACUGUUAUGGCGAGAAGCUCCCAAUAAAGAACCAAACCAGGGAAACUAACCUCGACUUGCCCACAACGCUGAUGAUGGAAAAAGUACUAGCUAGGCUGAGCUCAAAGGUCACUGUUCUCAACAUCACUCGCCUUACAGCACACAGGAAAGAUGGCCAUCCUAGUAUUUAUCGCAAAUUUUAUGGUAUACUCUCCCCUGAGGAAUUAGCAAACCCUGCAAGUUACUCGGAUUGCAUCCACUGGUGCUUGCCAGGGGUGUCUGAUGUAUGGAAUGAGCUGCUAUUUCAAUUUUUUUGACACGGAGGCUUAGCCCGAUGAGUAAGCGAAGAAUACUACUGCACCCACGAGUACUAUUUUGUGGCAGUUGGUGCAAAUAUGUGAGUGUGACCGAUAAUACUACAUACAUCUGCAACAGGACUUGUUGUAUCUUGUCACGACCCUA